Messenger RNA from Suillus clintonianus, 1251 nucleotides. RefSeq names its product glycosyltransferase family 69 protein. The record is from RefSeq and is a predicted model, not a curated record. NCBI's taxonomy places the organism in Eukaryota, Fungi, Basidiomycota, Agaricomycetes, Boletales, Suillaceae. The transcript has 5 exons. The coding region runs from base 1 to 1251 and encodes 416 amino acids.
AUGGAAAACGUCGAAGAAGGUGCUAGCGUUCGCUCAUUCUCCAGACCGACAUCUCCUACCCCACGUCCCGCGUCCCAUCUCAAACUCUGGAGGAUACAGCUAGUCGCAUACAUCCUCCUUUUUUGCACAAGUACAUGGGUUGGAGUCCAUUACGAGCAUCCUGGCGAUGUCCGCUAUAGGGAUAUCAUUCAAGAGGCCGUCGCACAUCCUCGAAAACAAGGCUACGCAAAGCAAGAGAAAUUUUUCAUCGCUGCAAUGUUCUACAAUAAUGAAUAUGUUAUUCCCUACUGGCACGAUACCCUCAUCAAAGUCAUUCACUAUCUCGGUCCGGACAACGUUUUCGUCUCUGUCGUCGAGAGCCACAGUUCCGAUAGCUCCCCUCAGCUCCUUCAAGCACUGGAUGCAGACCUUGAACUUUUGGGUGUACCGCGGCGCAUACUCACGGGAGAUACAACAGUACCAAAACCAGCUGAUCUGCGCGGAAACCCACGCAUCGAAUUCCUAGCGGCCACGCGUAAUCGCGCACUUGAGCCCCUAACAGAAGGAGCGUACGAUAGAGUCGUGUUCUCGAAUGACAUCUAUAUCGAGCCCGAGAGUUUUGUCGAGUUACUAGAAACGAACAAUGGGAAUUAUGACAUGGCAUGUGGUUUAGACAUGGGUCAUUUCGGCGCCUAUGACAUGUGGGUUCUCCGAGAUCGACAGGCCAAGCUCACCAGUGCCAUCUGGCCGUAUUUCUUCGACGAAGCUGACUAUCAGGCAAUGCAGACCGAGUCUCCUGUCCCCGUAUUCACCUGCUGGAAUGGUAUCGUAGUCUUCAAUGCAGAUCCUCUUCUCCCGAUAGCGCUGCGCUCCAACCGCACCCUCUCCAACGACCCUCUGCCAUACGAAUUACCAGCGACUCACCCAGCAGCACACAAUACCUCGAUGCGCGGCCCGAGUCCUGCUCUAACGCCCCCAAUACAAUUCCGCGCGUCUGCGCCCGAAGAAUGUUUUUCGUCAGAAAGCUUCCUACUCCCAUAUGAUAUGCGGCGCCAGUUCAAUCUUCAGCAAAUUUACGUCAACCCGAGGGUGAUUACGGCUUAUGACUGGAGGUUUUAUUUCUAUUUCAAGUGGCUUAUGCGCCACCCCGUACUACAAUGGUGGAUCGAAAAGGUGUAUAAUGGUGCAUGGAUGGCAAGAUCUGUGAUGGUCGUGGGCGAUGCGGACAAGAUUUUCUGGUGGGAUGGUGGAGACUGUCAUCCAUGGUGGUGA